ACACUGUGUCUGUGUCUGUGUCUGUGUGUGUGCCAUUUAAAAAAAGAAAAAAAUAUUUUAAGUAAGAGAAAAAAAAAGGAGCUAGAACCCCUAAAGAAUGAGAGUCUGCUACACUAGUAGUAUUACACCAUCACUACCACUAGUUCUAGCUGAGCAACUGCCUGUACUUUUGAUUUUUGCAUCAGUUUCUACUGCUAUUACAACUACAUUCAGUCACUUUCAGACCAACCAACACCAACUGUUUCAACUGAAUCAUCAGUAUAAUCAUGGGCAAUUGUGGAACUAGAGAGGAAUCUGCUGUUGUCUCCAAUGCUCAAGUUCAACAGCAGCUUCACCACAUGUUAUCAUCAUCUUCUUCAGUUAAAAAUGGUAUUGAUAAGAAGCAUAACAGGUCUAUAUCAGAUCUGAGUGAUCCUACUUCUACUCCAAGGAACUUUGAGGAUUCUAGGAAGAAUUCUCUUCUUUAUACUCAUGUUAUUGCCUUCACUUUGUAUGAGCUCGAGACAAUAACUAAGAGCUUUCGUUCUGAUUAUAUUCUGGGAGAGGGUGGGUUUGGGACUGUGUACAAAGGCUACAUUGAUGAGAAUGUUAGGGUUGGUCUUAAAUCUCUUCCUGUUGCUGUCAAGGUUUUGAACAAGGAGGGUCUUCAGGGCCACCGCGAAUGGCUUACGGAAGUCAACUUUUUGGGGCAGCUUAGGCAUCCUAAUCUGGUCAAGUUGAUUGGAUAUUGUUGCGAGGAUGAUCAUAGAUUACUUGUUUAUGAGUUCAUGUUCAGAGGAAGCCUCGAGAAUCACCUUUUUCGAAAAGCAACUGUUCCACUGCCUUGGGGUACGAGAAUGAUGAUUGCUCUUGGAGCAGCUAAAGGGCUUGCAUUUCUUCACAAUGCUGAAACGCCAGUAAUAUAUCGGGACUUCAAGACCUCCAACAUUUUAUUGGACUCUGAUUAUACAACCAAGUUAUCUGAUUUUGGACUUGCAAAAGCUGGACCACAAGGUGACGAGACUCAUGUAUCAACCCGGGUCAUGGGCACCUACGGUUAUGCUGCCCCUGAAUACGUAAUGACCGGUCACCUUACUGCAAGAAGUGAUGUGUACAGUUUUGGAGUUGUUCUUCUAGAGCUACUAACAGGAAGGAAGUCCGUCGACAAGACAAGACCCAGCAAGGAGCAGAGCUUGGUCGAUUGGGCGCGUCCAAAGUUGAACGACAAGAGAAAAUUGCUGCAAAUAAUUGACCCUAGAUUAGAGACUCAAUACUCCGUAAGAGCAGCACAGAAAGCCUGCAGCUUAGCGUAUUAUUGUUUGAGCCAGAAUCCCAAGGCAAGGCCCUUGAUGAGCGACGUAGUUGAAACUUUGGAACCUCUACAAUGCAGUAACGAUACUGAAGUCUCAUCAUCAUUGGCCUUUGCAGGAAGCGCAGCAUUUGCAAUGGGAGGAGUUGCUGACUAUCGUAUGCGUCGUAGAUUUGCCAAUAACGUUGGCCCUGGUUCAAAUUGUCGAUCGCCUAAUCCUAAUUGCUCCCCAGGUGGUCCUGCGGCUUGCAGGGUUAGAUGAGCAAUAUGUAUUCGUUGUCGUCUUCCUCCCCCCACCCAACUGUCUCUGAGAAUGACAUAAUCUGAUUGUUAAGUGAUGAGUGCAUUUGCUUCUUGGCUCUUCCUGUAAAUUCUGUCUUUUGAUCUCCAAGCAGCUGGUAAUUGUUGCUGCCUGACUUUGUGCUUUGUAUUACUUAGUGAAGUUUUUGUUUCAGCAAUGAGAAAUGCCAAAUGAACGUAA
Messenger RNA from Mercurialis annua (annual mercury), 1769 nucleotides. RefSeq names its product probable serine/threonine-protein kinase PBL8. Gene Ontology annotation, biological process: protein phosphorylation. NCBI's taxonomy places the organism in Eukaryota, Viridiplantae, Streptophyta, Magnoliopsida, Malpighiales, Euphorbiaceae. Bases 267 to 1550 code for a protein of 427 amino acids. The transcript has 6 exons. Gene Ontology annotation, molecular function: ATP binding; protein kinase activity. The record is from RefSeq and is a predicted model, not a curated record.